Parnassius apollo (apollo) is the source of this 1053-nucleotide messenger RNA. The record is from the annotation of a GenBank genome assembly. NCBI's taxonomy places the organism in Eukaryota, Metazoa, Arthropoda, Insecta, Lepidoptera, Papilionidae.
AUGAACGACCCAGAUAACAAUGCUUGGGUAUUUGAUUCCCUGGUUGGAUUUCUUCAUGGACCUGUGUGGAAUGUACCAUUACAGACAUUUAUGGAAGAAAAGUCUUUACCGUUUGAGCCGACAGAUACGGGGGAAGUUCUUGACAGACCAGAAUAUAAGAAAAUCCACGAUGAGUAUCGGGAUUUGGUGGAUGUUAUGCUGGGAUCAUUUAUGGAUGACAUAGGCAUCACCGCCGACCAAUUCGAAGCAGCCUGCCACUUAUCCGCGAAUGACCUAGCAGAACUACCCGCAUACUUUCAUAAGCGAUUGUUUGAACAAAUCUGGGCUGCAAAUGACUACGAUAUGUUCGUUAAAAUGAUGACGCAUAAGAAUGUUGAGCUUCAGUUACAGGCCUUGGAGCUUAUAGAAAGGCGUUAUGGAGUUAUGCCUAAUCUAUUUACUUCGGAUUCUGAAAAAUUGGAUACGACACGUAGUGAAGGAGACGAAGAUUGGCAGGACCAUGACGAUGUAAUGACAGAAAUAAAAAAACUUCAACUGAAGGAAUAUGAAAGUUCAGAUGAAACUGUUACCGUACCACCAGAACACGUCGUGACUGAGAAAAAAACUCUAAUAACGAAAUUACAAAGGUUUGACAAGAAAGAAGAGAAUGUUGAAAAGAAAACAGAAGAUAAAACCGAAGAAAAGGCAGAGAUAGAACUACGUGGUGCCAUUAGAAAACCAAAAUUUAUUGAUGUGCCGAAACCAACACCUCAAAAAUUGGAAGUAAGUGAAGAUGAAGUGAGAGCUCGUCAAGAAUAUCUUAAACAACAGAGAGAUAAGUUAUUGGCGCUUAAGAAACAGGUGCGAGCAAAACAGCUAGGAGCUGAAACCUCACCGGGAUUCGAGGGAGGGGAGGGGAUAAGUAGCACUCAACGACAACAAAGACCUCGUUCAGCUCGAAUGGCACAAGCGGCUCUCGCGGGAAAUACGCCUCCGCCACCUCCCGACGCUAUGUCACUCCGCAAAGCACUUGCCACGAAGUUGAAAGCAGAAGUGGUGGAUAUUCAUAAUUAA